Molecule: messenger RNA, 1092 nt
Organism: Penicillium daleae
Lineage: Eukaryota; Fungi; Ascomycota; Eurotiomycetes; Eurotiales; Aspergillaceae
Gene: zrfA
Product: high-affinity Zn(2+) transporter ZRT1
Exons: 1
Coding region: 1-1092 (363 amino acids)
Biological process (GO): zinc ion import across plasma membrane
Cellular component (GO): plasma membrane
Molecular function (GO): high-affinity zinc transmembrane transporter activity
Source: RefSeq, a predicted model, not a curated record
AUGUCCAACUUUGACCCUCACAAUGUCGACCUCGACACUGUAGACCCCACUCAAAUAAUCUGUUACAUCAAUAGCGAAGGCAACCAAUACGACGGCCGCCUAGGCGCCCGCAUCUCCGCCAUCUUCGUCAUUCUAAUCAUCUCCUCUGCCACGACAUUCUUCCCCGUCCUCGCCAAACGGGCCCCCCGUCUCCGCAUCCCAUUAUACGUCUACCUCUUCGCCAAAUACUUCGGUGCAGGCGUCAUCAUCGCAACAGCCUUCAUCCACCUCCUCGACCCGGCCUACGGUGAAAUUGGCCCAGCCUCCUGCGUAGGCAUGACCGGCCACUGGGCCGAUUACUCCUGGUGCCCGGCCAUCGUCCUCACGUCCCUGAUGAUGGUAUUCCUGCUCGACUUCGGUGCCGAGCGCUACGUCGAGAAGAAAUACGGUCUCUGCCGCGAUGACCCAGAGCCAAUCAUGGCUUCCGGCGUGGAAGUAAACCACCUGGGUCUACGCAGAUCAAACUCAAACUCGCAUUCCCACUCUACAUCCGCGCUCGACUCAAAGGACAAACAAGCCAAAGAAGUCGAAGCCCAAUCCCUGGACGAAGGCCAACUCGAACGCUCCUUCCGCCAACAAAUCGCCGCCUUCCUCAUCCUCGAAUUCGGCGUCAUCUUUCACUCCGUCAUCAUUGGGCUCAAUCUCGGCGUGGCAGGCGACGAAUUCGCUACGCUCUACCCAGUCCUCGUCUUCCACCAGUCCUUCGAGGGUCUCGGUAUCGGCGCGCGAAUGAGUUCCAUCCCCUUCAGGAAGGGGAGUUGGUUACCCUGGGCUCUGUGCACGGCGUAUGGUCUGACAACCCCGAUUUCCAUUGCGAUUGGGCUGGGUCUGCGGACGACGUAUAACCCGGGCUCGUUUACGGCGAAUGUGGUUUCGGGAGUGUUGGAUUCGAUUUCGGCGGGUAUUUUGAUUUAUACCGGGCUUGUGGAGCUGCUGGCGAGGGAUUUCUUGUUUGAUCCGCAUCGGACUAGGGAUGAUAAGAGGUUGGCUUUUAUGGUUGUUUCGUUGUUGUUGGGGGCUGGUAUUAUGGCGCUGUUGGGGAAGUGGGCGUAG